Polyodon spathula (Mississippi paddlefish) is the source of this 7255-nucleotide messenger RNA. RefSeq names its product synaptopodin-2-like. Gene Ontology annotation, molecular function: actin binding. Gene Ontology annotation, cellular component: nucleus; actin cytoskeleton; Z disc. The coding region runs from base 638 to 4492 and encodes 1284 amino acids. The record is from RefSeq and is a predicted model, not a curated record. Gene Ontology annotation, biological process: positive regulation of actin filament bundle assembly. NCBI's taxonomy places the organism in Eukaryota, Metazoa, Chordata, Actinopteri, Acipenseriformes, Polyodontidae. The transcript has 5 exons.
CCACAGUAAACCUGUAUACAUCAAUUGUUGCCUAGGAUUCAAAAGGCGACAUAUGUAAGACCAUUUUUCAGAUUUUCAAGACCUACUAUUAAGAUCACAAUUUUUUUUUUUUUUUUUCCCCGACUAAUUUGUAUUGUAUUGUAUUGAGUAUAUGUCGAAGGGAACAGGGUAGAAUAUUACAUUUAAUUAAGAGAAAUAUCACAGUUUAUAGACAGAAAACCGGUCAGCUCUGUAAUAAUAUACUCUCUAAAACUAAUGUGUCCAGCAUGUAUUUCAAUAUUAUUGACGGUAAUAAAAUGUAACUCGCCAUAUUACUGCAAAUCUAUGCCAACUAUAAAACCGUUUGACGAAUCCCCAUUAGCUGUAAUGAGCCAAGACUGUCCUUGUUUUUUGGCAGUACUGCGUGUACAUUCUACAACCGAAAUUGGAGAUUUUUUUCCUCGGAUUUUAUUAUUUUUUUGGUUCAGGGCAUGGCUAUGAAUGUGACGUAUUUGAAGCAGGAUGGGCUCUGAAUUUUAUGAUGCGGUUGACCCUAUACAACAAACCGAGAUGCUCUGCCUCCGCAGUUCUAGUUUCCUGCGCUCUUCCAUCGAGUCCAAACAUCUUGAUUGGUAAACACUGCUGAAAUCCGCCAGAAAUGGGCACCGGGGAUUACAUCUGUAUAACAGUGCGCGGAGGAGCGCCAUGGGGGUUCAGGGUGCAAGGUGGCAAGGACAAAAUACAACCUUUACAGGUCUCAGAGAUUGAAGAAGGAGGCAGGGCUUGCAUUGCUGGUCUGUGCAAAGGAGACGAGUUGGUGUCAAUAAAUGGAGAGCCGUGUUCAGACUUUUCACACUCUGAAGCCACAGCUAUCAUUGAAAGCCUGGCUGACAGCCUGCAAUUGCUUGUGAAACGGUCUUCUUCUGGAUUACAUGAGCUCUCCGAUCCUGGCUCUGAGAAGGCAUACUUUGGUGAAACCAGUGCAUGUGUGGGCCUUGAGAGCACGACUCUGCAGAUCUGGCCAUCCUGCAAGGCCCCCACUCCGACAGAGCUUUACAUCUCUGAGUCUCAAGAUGAAGCCUACAAUGGAGAGACAGAGAGCGACACAGACCUGUCAGGGGGCACCAGGCAGGGCAACCCCAAAUUUCCUGGAACAGAGAAGGAACAUCCAAGGGAGAGAUGCAGCCUAGAACCUUCUAGCAGAGAAAGACAGAAGGGAGAAUUCCACCAGGGAGCGGUAGUGGAGCUCCAAUUGUCCCUCUCAGAUCAUAGACACAGAGACCCCCAGGCAGCUGCUGUCAGUGUUACGAGAGGUGAGAAAAGCAGCGUUUUCAGGGAAAAUCAAGAAGAGGACGGCCAAGAUCUUGAAUCAGCUGAUGCAGAGAGUAACAGACAGGAACCCAUCCGCACCAUCAAGACCCAGUAUGUCCGGUUGUCUGGGGUCAAAAAGCAGGUGUUUGGAGCAGACGAAUUGGUUAGCUCCUCAUCCUCGCUCGGCCGAGUGGAGAUGACCCGAGAGUGCUCCGCCUGGGACCAGCAGCAGCACCAGGGAGAGGAGGAGGUGGUAAUGGGGUGCAGGUCUGAGUCUGGUCUGAGUGGGUGUGAUUCUCAAGUGAAAGGAGGGCACACUGAAGCACCUCCUGCUUCUGUCUCCUUUGGAGUUUCAUCAGAAGGUGAAGAUCAGGGAGAAGAAGAGAGGGAUUCAGAGUCAGAGGAUCACAGCAGACCUAACAAGCACCGGGCAAGACACUCCAGACUCAGGCGAAAUGAGAGUCUGUCAGAAAAGCAAGUGAAGGAGGCCAAGUCUAAAUGUAAGCGCAUUGCCUUGCUGCUGACUGCAGCUCCAAAUUCCAGCAACAAGGGGGUGUUGAUGUUCAAGAAGCACCGACAGAGGGCCAAGAAGUACACACUUGUCAGCUACGGGACUGGAGAGAGCGAGCUAGAGGAGGGAGAGGAGGGUGAGGAAGGCUACAACGAUGCCAUCCAGGUCACUUUACUAGCCACCAGUGAAUCAGAACUUGACGAGGAUUUCUUCACUGAUGCCAGCGGCCGAGCCCGCAUUGUGACAUUUGAUUUGGAUACAGGAUUGCUGGAAAUAGAGAAGAAGCUUAACGACGAGGAAGAGAUGCAACGUCUGCCUGAGACCAAGGGCAAAGGAGCCCUGAUGUUUGCCAAGAGGAGGCAGCGGGUAGACCAGAUAACCGCUGAACAAGAAGAGAUUCGAAGGAUGGGGAUACCAGUGGAGGACCACAUGAAUGCCGAUACACAACAGAGUUCAAAGUUCACUCAAAGCACUUCUUACCAGAUGCAGGAGAGCUCUUACUCAGAAUCAUCAAUACAAACCAAAUGUCACAUGAGCGAGGGUUACAUUGAUGUCAAUCAGCAGAUGAAGUUGCAGCAACAGCAACAAAAUCAUGGCAACCCUCCUGGAGGGCCCAGUGUAAAUGGAGUCAAUGGGAGGUCUGAGAUGGUUCAUCACAGUUCUGCUUACCAAACAACUGAAUCCCAGAAGUCUAACGUUACCAACAGAACAGCCAGGCCCUUCACCAGUGUUCAAAACAGAGUGCUAGCACCGUUUUCCCCUACUAGAAGAGUGACCAGCCCAAUGUCAGAUCUGCCUACCCCAUACUACUCUUCUCUCAGUUCUCAAACAGAGAACAAGUACAGGGUGGUAAUACCUCCUGUGCCUGUCACUACUCACUCGCAAGUGUGGUCACCAACAAGUUCUGGGGAGCAGAUUGCAUCCCGAGAUGAACGGAUCUCAGUUCCAGCAAUCAGGUCUGGGAUUUUGCAGGAGACACGAAAAAGGAACUCUGCAAAGCCCAUGUUUACUUUCAUAGAGCAACCCAAGGUGUCACCUAACCCUGAGCUCCUGGACCUUCUUACCAAAGGGGACAAGCGGACCCCACUGGCAGGCUUUGAGUCAGGCCCAGAGGAAGACUACCUCAGUCUAGGAGCUGAGGCUUGCAAUUUUCUGCAGUCCUCUGCCGUCAAGCAAAAGACGCCUCCUCCUGUAGCUCCCAAGCCAUCUAUCAAUCCAGCCUCGCCUCCUUGGUCUCCUCAACCAGAUGUUUCCAACCAAGCGCCAUCUUUCCCUGUCCAAAAUGCUGUACUGGCUCCUGCUCCCGUGAGGACUGUGGUGGCUCCUCAAGCUCCCCAGUCAGUGGCCUCGGCUCAUUCAUGUUCCUCUAAAACACCACCCACCACUUCAGUUGGUAAUGUCACUCCAGCUGGUAGAGUGGGCCCAGCCUAUGAGAUGCCAGCCUUGAAGGGCAGAGGUGCUGAGCUGUAUGCGAGGAGGCAGUCUCGUAUGGAGAAAUUUGUGGUGGACUCCUCAACCGUGCAGGCCAACAAACCCAGAUCCCAAUCACCAACCCCAUCCAUGCCUUGCUCAUGGAAAUACUCACCCAAUAUCCGAGCCCCUCCUCCAUUGUCCUACAACCCCAUCCAGUCUCCCUCCUACCCCCCAGGGGCAAUCAAGGACCAGCCUCAGUCUGGCCCUACAGGGAAGACCAAAACCAAAGGGAAAAAAGCCACCAAAGUCCUCAAUGCUUUGGAUGUCAUGAAACACCAACCUUAUCAGCUGAACUCCUCUCUCUUCACCUAUGGCCCACCCACUGACGCCAAAGCCCAUCUGCCCAAAGUUGCCCCUGCCUCUUUAAAACAGCCCAUCAAGUAUGAAGCCCUGCCCCCUGUGAAGUCAGCUGGACAGAUGAACGCUACGUAUUCCACCCCACACCAGCAGCCCCAGGUGUGCAGAGGACCAUCUUAUGGGUUAUCUCCUUUGUCUCCAGCCGUGGAAGAUGGUUCCUUCCAGCUUCCUGCUAACGCCUAUGGAACCGCAAGCUACCCGCUGUAUACCAAACAAGAGUCAUCAUCAUCAUUAGGGGGCGCUAUGCUUAGGGCUCCCAAGCCCAAGUUCUCAGCCAAGAAGUCUGGAGUAGCAGCCCAGGGCGUUCAAUGGAGCCAUUCACUUAUCCUGCCUAGGACGAUGUCACCACCAGGCUACCAGCACAGCUCCCCCUGCACUAUCCCUGUGUUCUUAUCUGCUAACGGACUGGUAGAAAGACAAAGUUCUUUGCUAGAUAAAAACUACAAGCCACCAACACCCUGGCAGGCUGCAGCGAGGAACCCUCUGGGUCUCGUAGAUGAAGCUUUUACCUUCCAAAACAUCCAAGAGUCCAUAGCUUCCAAUGUUAUUUCAGCAGCCCAGAGGAAAAGACUACCAGAGCCUCCAGCUGAAUGGAAGGAAAGGGUAUCUUAUGCGCCACCUCCAAAAAGUGACUACAGCUACCUGGGGCAAGGAACUGCCCCUUUCCCGUCAAAAAGUGCCUACCCAACUCCAGCAUCCACAGCUCAGUAUGGGUCUCCAAUGAAAUACUCCUUUAACCCACAACGGUCAAUGACUGAAUCCAACAUCCAGUAUAAGAGUUCAGGAUCUCACUAUGGGAUGCAUGACAGGUCUGGGAGCGACCCCAAUUAUAAUACGUAUCCCAGUGCCUGGAGACAGUAAACAUAGAAAAAAAGGAAUUUGCUUUAUAAUAGAAAGUGUUUCAUACUAAUACUACAAAAAAGCAUUUCAGUGUCUAAUUAUAAAACAGUUAUAUUGUUUUAGUGAUAUAUAUUUCCGCUCUUGACAUCAAGAAGUCCCAGUGAGUAAGGUAAAUAAGAAAGUAGUGUAUCCUACUGGUUCCAGAGAAGUCAGAAGGCUCUACCCAAAAACUGAACUGUUUCACAGCAAAAGUAGGAAUCCACACAGUAAAUGAGAUGGUAAUGUGAACUUUUUAAAUCUGUAUUUAUACCAGAUUAAACCAUAUAAUAUUUAUCAAUAGUACAGGAAAUUACAGACAAAAAAAUGUGAAGAUAUUUGUGUGGUAUCAUUAAGAUAUGUUGUCAGUAUUGUUCUAGAUUGUAUUGGUAGUUUGCAGUUUUGUAUGGAUUGAGGAAGUUAUGUGGUGAUGAGUUCAGGACUAAACAAGAAGCAAGUUGACAAAAUUUAAGAUUAUAUGUACGAUAAAACUAUACAAUGCACACGCAGUCUCACACACAGCACAGCAGGACAUUAAAGAAGUGGUCUGGCUGGGUGGCACUGUCAGCUCAGCAUUGUCCUCGGUGAGCUCAGAACCUGACACUCUCUAUUGAAUUGGAAUACUAAGUCCUGGAUCUAAUGAAACUAGAUUUCUAGUUAUUGUGGCAGCAUCUAUGAAAAUAUUACAGCAAAUGUGUUCAAAGGAAUUAAUGUCAAAAAAUUUAGAAAAUAAUACAAACCAUAGGGCAAUCAUUGUGUUAAUUGUAAACACUGAGGGAAACAAUCAAAAGAUACACUUACUCUUGAUAUUCUAAAAUUGUAACUGAAACUGUAUAACCUAAUUCUAAUAUUGUAACUGAAUAUGUAUAAACUUGUUGUCCCAGGCCAUUUAAUCUGUCUGUGGGUGGAUACAUUUAUACUGUAUCUGAUAUGUUCUUGUUUACAAGAGCAACAAACUGUCUGCCAUAUUGAGUACAUUAUCACAAAAGCUACCUCUCUAGACUGAUUUUUAUUAAUCAUACAGUAUGCUCCCGAAAGUCCAUCAGUGAAAUCCUGGGCAAAUCACUGUAUAAGUGUUAUGUGAACUACAGUCAUAAGUUGGUAAUUGUAAAGUGUUUUGGUAUGAGUUAGGGUUGAGGAAUUGUUUAAAAUAGGACAGGAAAGAGGUUCUCGACCGGUGGGAGCUUUCUUAGCCAGAGGAGAGAAAGCGGCCUCAAAGGCAGGCUGGGAACUAGAAAACUCAUAAGAUAAAUUGGCUCUGCAGAGCCCACGACAGGCUCUGCGGUGUGGCAGUCAUGUAGGAGAAAUAGGCUCUUGUGCUGAAGAACAUGGAAAAGGAAUGAUAGAAUAGGGAGCUAGAAAUAGAGCCCGUUCUCAAUUUGAGGAAGAUAAAGAGCAGGGGCUGCUAAAGAAUAGAGUGUGAGAACCCCCCCUCAGUGAAGGCUUGGGUGGGGGCGGCCAUAGAGGUCAGGGAAGGGAGCCUCACUAACCCCCCAGAGGAGACCUUGAUGCAAUGGCAACGUGGGAAGGAGGAGAGGGAGAAAACUAAUGAAAACGCUAGACAGCGAGCUGUGUUAUUCAAAUUUAAUUAGGAAAUAGGAGAAGAUUGACAGGGAAAGCAGGGUUGCGCCCUGGAUCUUGUCCCCCGAAAACACCUAUAGACUAUUACAUGGAUGUACUUCCCAAACUAAAUUCCCUUUUAAACCUAUUUGUAUGUUAGACAUUCCCUGGAAAGCUGCGUAUACUAGUUAUUUUGAUUAUUUUUUAUGUAUCAGAGUUUGUAACAUCAAUGCAGUCACAGCCAAUUUUAACAUCUUGUUUUCUAUUUUCAAGGCACCAAUGGUCAUCAGUGGUUAACAAACAAACACCUUUCAAGGACACCUGUUUGUUUUAUCACUACUCAUUUCAUACUUAUUACAAUACUGGAAAUAAACAUAUUAAAUAUUUUGUUGAGUGAAAUACAACAUUAGCAGUUUCAUUCACCCCAAAUAUGAAAAUACUUAUUUAAGUAAGUACCAUCCAGCUAUUAAAUUCCUGUUUGGUGGGACACACCAGCUACCCAUACAGCGGUACGCAAUUCAGAACUGUACUGUCCUCCGACGCUGUCAGUUGUGGAUAUGGCUGCACAGUGGACUUGCAGAGUGAAAAAAAGUGGACGACACCCGUCUUGGAGGACGUGAGUGCUCAUCUUCAUCUCUCCCAAGUUAGUUCAGGCGUUGCAGCGGUCAACCAGGUUGAUUGGACAUAAUAAUUGGACAUUCCAAAAAAUUAAAAGAAAAUUGGAAAAUGAAUACAAAUAAUUGUUCAAAACAAAAGAAAAAUCCCUGUUUGGUCCUAAAAUAAAUGAUUCUAGAGAAAUGUAAUUGUGUAUAUUUAUAAUGUGAAAAUCUAUAAAACAACUUAUUGAGGUGAAAAGGGGUGGUCGACUUUUAAAGUAGAAGACAGAAAAAAUGAUGAUACGGAAUGAUUUAUUAACCCUAUGUAUCACUUACAUUGCUAUUGAGCACAAAUCUUUUUUAUUAUGCUUAACCUUUUGUUUUUUUAAAAAAACACUUAACUGUAUAAUGUUUAUUUUUGAAUUGCUAGUACUUACAUUAUGUACAAACUUACUGCUGUUCCAAUAAUUCCUCAUUAAUCCUGUGCCGCUGCGAUAUUUGAAUAACCUUUAAUAGCUGUUAAGAGGAAUGUCACAUGAAAAUGUUCACUGCAUGAGAUUGUUUUAUUAAACACUUCCGUAAAAGCUUAAAA